This is a messenger RNA of Menidia menidia (Atlantic silverside), 3754 nucleotides long. The record is from the annotation of a GenBank genome assembly. Lineage: Eukaryota; Metazoa; Chordata; Actinopteri; Atheriniformes; Atherinopsidae.
GGAAGUUGUGGGUGUCUGCUAAUAUCCGUCCGUGCGGAAGCAACAAACACAGCCAAGAUGGAGUUGAUAAACGCUGGACAUAUGAUGAGUUUAGCAGCUCUGCAAAGACAAGACCCGUACAUAAACAGACUGCUUGAUGUAACCGGCCAGGUGGCACUCUACAACUUUAACUCCAAAGCGAAUGAAUGGGAGAAAACCGACAUCGAAGGCACCCUGUUUGUUUAUGCAAGGUCUGCCUCCCCUCACCAUGGCUUCACCAUCAUGAAUCGACUGAGUACAAAGAACCUUGUGGAGCCGAUCAAUAAAGACCUGGAGUUCCAGCUACAAGAUCCUUUCCUCCUCUACAGGAAUGGAAAUUUGGGCAUCUACAGUAUUUGGUUCUAUGACAAGAGGGAUUGUCAACGCAUCGCUCAGCUGAUGGUCAAGAUUGUGAAACAAGAAGCAGACCAGGGAAGGACGCCAGAGAGGCCAGAGCCAGGGAGAAUCAAUGGGGUUGCAGAACCUCGACCCAUUGACAUCCUGGAGCUGCUCAGCAAAGCCAAGGAAGAAUACCAGAGAGCCCAGGCAGGGGAAACUGAUGUGUUUGCAGAGCUGAAUGCGAAGGCCGCCAUCGGCUCAGUUAUAGAGCACACACACGGUGCAUCACAGCCAGAAAAGGCCUCGCAUACUAUGGUGAAGCAGAUCACAGUAGAGGAGCUCUUUGGCACAUCUGUACCUAAAGAACCUGUCCUAACAAACAAGCCUGCUCAUAACAAUGCCGCCUCAACUGACCUCUCCACCACGUACAUCCAGAAUCAACCCUAUCCCGCUCCAGCCCACCAGAGUCCUCUCCUCGCUCCCCACCUUCCAGGCCAAGAUCCUGGGUCCAGCCAGCGGCAACCAGCCCCCGCUCUCAUCCCAGCUCCUUACAUCCUCAAUCCCAGCCCGGUUUUCCAGUCAGUGGUGCCCAGGCCAGAUCCCCAGUCUCACUGCUCUGUGUCCCCUCUGUUGGUGUCAGACCACCACUCUGCCCCCCUCUGUCCCACACCCCCUCCAGCAGCCUCUGCCAGCUAUUUGGGUAAUGAGAUACUCGCCACCCUUAAACCAUCGGUGCCAUCUGUGAAUUCAGACAUCCACAAACCCAUCCUGGCACCAAACUUCCUGCCAAGCCCGCUGGUUCCACCCCAUAGCUUCCAGGAGCACAAGAUGGAUGUUUUCUCCCAGCCUCCAAACCUGAUCAAGCCGAUGUCUGCGGUCCCCAUGAGUCCAGGACUGGCUGUUCCAAGGACAGACACCUCUGUGCUUCUCUCCCCCAGCGCCUUCCAGCAGACUGUCAAUAAAGCCACAGCAGUCACGGCACCGGCGGCCCCCCCUGCUCCGGCUGAGCCACCUUCAGCCCCCGGAGGACCUGUGGAGCCUCUGCCAGUCCUCUGCAGCAAAACACAGUUACAGGAGACGUUGAUACACCUCAUUAAGAACGACGCAGACUUCCUCAGUGCCAUUCACGACGCUUACCUGCAGAGUCUAUCCAAGGACCUCAGCAGCAUGAAGCUAUAGCUUGACCACAGCCACUGAUGCCGCAUUUCCUGUUUGCACACGGAAGAGAAUAUAAAAAAACAGCCAACAGGUUUUUGACACACUGAGCACCACAACUCUUCAGCAUUGGUUUGUGUGCAAAGGAUUAUUACAGCAUGCACCUCACCUUUUUACCCCAAUGCUGUUCCGGCCAAGCUUAUUGCCCUGGAUUGACUUUUUUUUCAGUUAUAUCAAAGGAGAGCUACUGAUGGAGAAAUAUUGAGAACAGAUCUCCCAGUACGUCUUUGUUUUACUUCUUAAUCUUGAUUCAUUUGUUCAGACUACUGGCCGCUUACUGGUGAAGUAGGCUGAAUUCUCUGGAUGGGACCACAGAUCCGUUCUGAUGGCAUCAAACCCCUCUUUGACUUUUUCAGGCAGGUCCUCUGCUGGAGCAUUAUGGGACUCAUAGAGGUUCCUUCUCUGACUCAUCACACAUCUGUGUGGGCUUCUCACAGUGCAGGGGUGUGAAGAAAAAACACACUUAUAUUCCAAAUGUUUAUUGAAGCAAACGUCUGCGUGGGUGCAUCUCAGAACUGUUAAAAAUAACUGCUUUUUUCCCCAUAAUUUUUUUUUCCACUUAUCAAUUAAGAAAAAGACUGUGAAGCCUGUGUGUUUUUGGUCAAAAUAAUUGGAUGCUGAACAGCCGUUUCAGUUUUCGUGGCAUUUUGAGUUUGACUGUUUUUUUUGUUUUUUUUCCAGCCUUUUUCACUGAGGAGGAUUAAUUAUUUUCAUAGUUAUGAAUUCAAAUUAUGGACCAGUCUCUCUUAGCCGUUCAGUUUUUUCUUAGUGCGACAGACUGUGAAACCGUUAUAAGGACUCAAAUGGACAAAUGGACUUUUUUCCUACCUUUCCUUCACCAUCUCUCCGGCUUUGUUUCUUUUCUCUCGUUGUCUUUAUUUGUGACCUUGUCUCCUCCUCCAGCUGAGCUCAGAGGAUUUAAUUUUCUUGGAGGGACAUGUGCAAUAGACGACAGUCGUAAAGCCUUUAGCAAGAGCAGCUUUUUGAGAUAUUAGAGGAUGGUACUACAUAAAAAUAAUGUUUAUAUGAACCUCAGGGUUCUGUUGUUGAUCUGUGAUUGAGGAAUUGGGGGGAAAAUUGUGAGUAGUUUAUAUUAAACCAUUUUAAUCUAAAAAAUUAAAGAAAAGGUGCAGCUGAUGUGCUCUGAUAGCAUCAGGCUGAUUUUACCAUCCGCUAUCCAUCGACAUAAAUUAAAAGAGAAAGUACAAAUGAUCUCCAUUCCCAUUUCUCAGCUUCUGUUCAUGUCAAAAUUAUGAGUCAAAUUAGCAUUAUUUUUACCAUGUUUUUUUUGCAGUAAAGAGCUACUGCAGCACACAGGUCUGUUGAAAAAUAACGACACCUGAUCUGAUCCUUUAGAACAAUUUUUGUUUCAGCUUGUUUUGGUGUUUUUUUGGGGGGGUCACAUUGAAUUAUAAAGAUUUGUCUUAUCCUGGCAUCAUAUCGCUGAGCAUAUUUGAGCACUUACAAGGUCAUUAAAUCUGCUGAAAAAUGUUUUGAAAACAGGAUUUUAGGGCACAGCUGGUUCCGUUUUCCAGUCACCUGAACCAUCAAUAUUUUCUCAGUCAUUCAAUGUGAAACACAUAUUUUGGUUUCCGUUAUUGUACACAAUAUAAAAGGCAAAGAUUUAUGUUCCCUUUAAUUUUUUUAACAGAAAUAUCAUACAGAUAAUUGGAAAAUUACCAAAUUGGUGACAUAAAUCACUGUGUUGGUUCCUUAUCGGGACUUCUGCAUCAGGAGUUGUUUGGUUUGCAAUUUGAAUGUGGCUCAGGUUGAUCUCCAGUCUUUUAAUUUUCAUUUAGGUCCUGCGUUAAAAACAAAAAAAAAAAAACACUUUAUAGCCACAUACUCUCAGGACCCUCUCGUCUUUUUCUUUAUGACAAAGGUUAAACUUGGAAUGUAGGCUGUGAAGCCAGGAAGGAGAUUAGAGGAGGAAAUGAAAUUAUUGGCAUGUGAUAAAUCUUUGAAAACCAAACAUGUGUUGGCUGAAUAAAGAAUGGAAAUUGUUUUAAUCACAGUCACAUAUUUAAGAUUUUAAUCUCCUUUUUUUUAUCUUCUUGGCCAGGUUUGUCAUUUUGGGUCAAUCUUUGCAAAUUAUAUUAAUUUUCUAAAUGUGUCACUGUGCAUAAUUUGGCUUAUAAAUAUUUUGUGAUAUUAAAGAUUUGAAAUUAGAAUCGAGUUUGCU